Molecule: messenger RNA, 678 nt
Organism: Mya arenaria
Lineage: Eukaryota; Metazoa; Mollusca; Bivalvia; Myida; Myidae
Exons: 4
Coding region: 1-678 (225 amino acids)
Source: RefSeq, a predicted model, not a curated record
AUGGAAAUACUUUCAAAAAACGGCGAAGUCGACGUUGCAGGAGAGAGAGCGCGGAUUCUGCUGGUGUUACGGCGCCUCAUGGUGGCCAUUGUUGCAGUGUCUGUCUGUCUGCUCAUGUUCGGGCUAUCGGCGGUGCUCGCAACUGCGCCAUAUUAUGAGUAUCCCGCUAGUGUUGGAGGAGGUUGCUUCUUUGGAAUAACGGGCCUGGUCUACUCUGUGGUUGCUGUCAUAUUCAUACGCGAGGCCAGCAAACCCCUUGAGAACGGGAGGGAAUCUGUUUGCUUCCGGCGCAUUACUUGGGCUGGCACACAAUGGAUGCUCUUCUGGAUAAACGUCAUCGGAUUCCUUCUCUCGUUGGUGUUUUCUAGAGUCUUCCCGAUCAGCACUUGUUUGCAACAGAUUGCCGACAUGAAUCAAACCCCUCUGACCGCAUGCCGACCGAAUCCGACAGCGAAUCUUAUUAUCGCAUUGAUUGUGCUUCUCCUCUCUGUUGCUCUGAUUGUUCUACAAGUCGUAUUCUCCGUGAAAAGGGGGUCAAAAGUAGUACGCCGUGUGCGGAAGAAUACCUCUGACGAAGAAAAUGGUGGCAACGGAGCGUUGAACAGGGCAAUCCAGACAAAAAAUCUGGUCAUGAAGUACAUUCAGACACCGGCUUCCAGGACAAGAAGAUACCCAUAA